Messenger RNA from Sapajus apella (tufted capuchin), 1453 nucleotides. RefSeq names its product vascular non-inflammatory molecule 2-like. The record is from RefSeq and is a predicted model, not a curated record. The transcript is spliced from 5 exons. Lineage: Eukaryota; Metazoa; Chordata; Mammalia; Primates; Cebidae.
AUGGCCCUUGUAAUAGGGCCUCCAUCUUGUAGGAAUGAAGCAAUAGUAGUAACAAGACAGACUCUUUGUCAAACCAUUUCCAUACAGAAAAACACUUUCAGGGGAUUUAUUUCCUGGGAUGGGUUCAACCUUACAGAACGUUUUGAAAAUGAAGGAAAUCUUACAGUCUGUCAAAAGGAGCUUUGCUGUCAUUUAAGCUACAAAAUGUUACAAAAAGAAGAGAAUGAAGUGUCCGUUCUAGGAGCUUUUACGGGAUUGCAUGGAAGUGGGUUGAUUCUCAAAUCACUUGCCAUUUUUAAUAAAGUCUGCAUAAUGCUGAAGUGCAAAACUACUAAUUUGGCAACUUGUGGAAGGCCAGUAGAAACUGCUUCUACAAGAUUUGAAAUGUUCUCCCUCAGUGGCACAUCUGGAACAGAGUAUGUUUUUCCUGAAGUGCUACUUACCAAAAUUCAUUUGUAACCUAUAAAAUUUGAGGUGCUGAAAGACGGGCGUUUGGUAAAUAAGAAUGUAUCAUCUGAGUCUAUACUAACAGUGUCUCUCCUUGGGAGGUGGUACACAAAGGACUCACUUAAUAGGUCAUGUGGGACGAGCAAUUCAUCAAUAACUUACCUGCUAAUAUUCAUAUUGUUAAGGAUCAUAGCUUUGCAAAAUAUUGUAAUGGUAUAGGGCAUCUCUUUAUCACUCUGUUUCUGCUUCAUAUACUUGGCUAAAGGUGUUUAUCAGCUUCCCAAGUUUACUAAGAAACUUUGAAGGGCUAUUUUGGUAGUAUAGACCAGUGAGUCCUUUCUCAUCAAGAAUUAUUUUAUAAGUAUUAUAUAAUGUUGUCCCUUUUUGGGCUCCUCUGAAAUGCUGCAGUGUGGAACAACGGAAACAGUCCGGCCGUUUGGGUCAGAUAAAUGAAGAUCAAACCCCAGCUCCAGGCUCAUUUGCUUGAGACUUUGUGUGGGUUUGUAUGCGUGCGAGGGUCCAGAGCGAGGAGUUUCAGGGCCGUUGCAAACACAGCUGUGCCCUUGAAGAGAAUAGUAGUGAUGGGAAUUUAGAGGUUUAUAACUGAAUUCUUUGACAUUAAAGACAAUGUGAAGUCACCUAGUUUUCUGUGCUGAUGAUUAUCAGGAGAUUUACUUUCCAAUCAAAAGGAAACAUUGAUGUUUAUUUCUACAGUCAACGUAGUUUGAGGGCUAGAAGGAUUGACUGCUAUGCCAAGUUCACAUCAAAGGAGAGCUGAUCCAGGGCACUCAUAGCCCCAACUGUCCCACCUUAAGGCUAAGGUAUAAUUUAAUAGGCAGAAAUCAUAUAAUACAAAGUCCAUGACAGUUAAAAGUAACAUUAUUUUCAGCAUUUGGUCGACUUUUUACGAAAUACAUGUAUUCCAUGAUACUUGAAGUAUAAUAGUAUAUUUGUUAUUGAUCGUUUAAUUCAGAUACUCAUAAAAUUAAAUGAUUUUGAAUUUUCA